AUGAAGGCUCGAAUUUCGGGAUUCAUUGAGAAGAAGUCGUCGCAAUCGGUGCAAAGUUCAGCGAGUGGUGCUACAUCAACAAUGCUAACGAAUGUUCAGCAACGUCGUGCUUCACAAGGUUCAUCCAGUUCCUCCAAUGGUUCCUCGCUACCUCCGGCAGUCUAUGCAACAACUUCAUCCAGCAAUAAUUGCUCCACCAACAGUCCCCAGCGGCCAGCUCCGGCGAUACCUCUUGCAAGCAACCAUAAUUCCUCCUCAUCGUUGCCUGCCGUUAGUUCCUCCAAUGUU
Gongylonema pulchrum is the source of this 288-nucleotide messenger RNA. NCBI's taxonomy places the organism in Eukaryota, Metazoa, Nematoda, Chromadorea, Rhabditida, Gongylonematidae. The record is from the annotation of a GenBank genome assembly.